Caenorhabditis remanei is the source of this 618-nucleotide messenger RNA. RefSeq lists its product as uncharacterized. Gene Ontology annotation, molecular function: transcription factor binding; transcription coregulator activity. Bases 1 to 618 code for a protein of 205 amino acids. NCBI's taxonomy places the organism in Eukaryota, Metazoa, Nematoda, Chromadorea, Rhabditida, Rhabditidae. Gene Ontology annotation, biological process: positive regulation of transcription by RNA polymerase II. Gene Ontology annotation, cellular component: mediator complex. The record is from RefSeq and is a predicted model, not a curated record. The transcript has 3 exons.
AUGAAUGAGCCUACUACCUCGUCUGAACCUCCAAAUGGUCCGCCUACGAAUACAGUGCCGGAGAUGAAGGAAAAAAUGUUCUACGCAAUGGGCAAACCCUUACCAGACUAUAGUGAAAUACAAGGGAAUCAUGAUUUACUCACUUCUUACGGUCUUGGCCCAGUUGAGGGUGGAUUCAAUGGUACUAGACGGGUCAAAGAGAAAUUGUCAGCUUUUUUACCACAUAUAAUAGGAGAGUUCCACUUGGAUGCCACAAAAGAAGCAAGUUCGCUGAAAGCUUUACUAGACAAACCGCCUAUUCACAAAGAGAUUACAAAUCUUUCGAAUUCGGCGAUGCAAGGCUUUAAAUUGUCUGCUGGUCCAGUUGAUGAACGAUAUCGUCAUUUGUUCGAGAGAAGAAAAGAAGAUGGAAUGCUGGUUCACAGCGAAAAGUACAAUUUAAUACGAGUUAGACAGCAGUACGACUCAUACGGGUUUGAUGAUGAUGAGACAGAAAAAGGGUUCCCCAAAAAGCAUAAGAAAAAGAAGAAGGAUAAAAAGAGAAAGAAGGACAAAGAAGGAUCUUCGGACACUUCUUCCGAUAAAAAGAAAAAAGUUGAUGAACAAAUGGAAUUUUAG